CUUUUGCUCCAUCGCCAGAAAGAAACCAGCAUGCGACUUAUCCUCGUGCUCGCCCUGCUCGGCGGCGCAGCCGCUCUCGCGGCAGUGACUCGCAGAGCCGUACAGACGUCGUCCGGACUUCUCCGCGGCGUUCGCUCCAGGAUUUCCAGCAUGGGCCACGUCGAAAAGUUUCUUGGCGUGCCUUAUGCCAGAGCUCCUCUGGGUCAGCUCCGCUUUGCUCUGCCCGUUCCAAUAGAAGAAGAUGCUGCGAGAAGGCAGCUGGACACCGACAAGCACGGCCCGUCCUGCUUCCAGCCUCCGCAUCUAAAGGAAGUUAUGAGCAACCUCUUGGACACAGACUCAACAGAGAUGAGCGAAGACUGCCUCACGCUCAAUGUCUACGUUCCCGAGCUGCAGGACGCCGAGCGGCUACCCGUCAUAGUUUGGCUUCCUGGAGAGGGGUUCGAUUACGCCGUGGCUCGUCACUUCGACGGGAGUUACCUGGCCCUGCAGGGAAGGGUCAUAGUGGUGACGGUCAACUACCGGGUGGCGGCGUUCGGCUUCUUGAGCACGCUUACCACCGAGGCCCCCGGCAACGCGGGACUCUUCGACCAGCGCAUGGCUCUCAAGUGGGUGAAGAAGAACAUCGAGCACUUCGGUGGAAACCCCGACAAGGUGACGCUUAUGGGACGCUUCACGGGCUCCAUGAGUGGUAGCAUCCAUCUUGCUAGUCCCAUCAAGGAGAGGCUAUUUGAGAGGGCCGUCUUGCAGAGCGGAAUUGCGGUUGGUGACUACGUCUUUGAUUCAGCACCCCUGAACGUAACUAGUAAGCUCGCCAAUGCCGUCGGAUGUCAAAGAGACUCUAUUGCUGGCAUGGUCAGUUGCCUGCAAGAACUGCCUGCUUCGAAUUUACUCAGCAGCUCGCUUCGCAUUGGACAGUCUUUCCGUCCAGUUUUUGACGGCGAGCUCGUUAUUGAGGAACCCAUGGAAGCCGUAAAGAAAGGUCGCCAUCAGGCAGUAGACGUCAUCAUUGGGACGAACCAGCACGAAGGUUCGCUGUGCUUGCUUACUCUUCAAUAUCUCAAGUCCAACUUCUACGACCGCCUCCUCAGGAACACACUGACUUCCGAAGACCUAGAUGAGAUGGUUGACUAUCACUUGCAUGACUUUACGAAGAAGAAGGAUGAUGUGCUCGCUAGAGUGGUUCUUCACGAGUACCGCUACCAGCACGCCAGGGAAACUUUCCGCCACCAGUAUAUACAUUUCUGCGGGGACAUGUACCUGGCGUCACAUGCGGAAAAAAUGGCUAGGCUUCUUUCGCAUCACAAGAAGGGCUCUGUUUUUGUCUACCAGUUUACACACCGGCCGUCUUUCUCAACCCAACCGGGUUUCAUUGGUGCCGCUCAUGGCGACGAUGUCCUUUUCGCCCUGGGUCUUGUUUUGAAACAGCAAGAUAUUCCUAAAGAAGAGACACUCCUCAGCAAAAAAAUGGCCCUUUCCCUUGGAAACUUUGCUGACAAUAGCGAUCCGAGCCUGGUCAAUGACCUCCGUUGGGACAUGGAGUGGCCAGAAUACAACCGGAACAGCAAACACGUGAUGCAUUUUGUCACUGGACAUCUCACGGCCAAGCCUUCCAAGUUAGACCGAGCCACGUCUUUUUGGCACGAAGUCGUCCCGCUGCUCGAAGAGACUAGGACCUAUAGGACCGUCCACCAACCCAUAAUGACAGGUCACUCUAUGGCCAUGACGUCAUCACGGGCCUUCGCCUCCGAACCAGGCCCACUCCUGUUCUCAAGUCGUCCUGGAAUCGCGUUGAGUUUGCCAGAACACCUUUCCACGACAACGCGAGGCACAGGGUUUAUCAUCGUUGCCAUAGCUGUUUGUAAUGUAGUCUUGGUUGUGGCAUUGACUGUGAGCGUUACUCUCUUAUGCCGACCACAGGCUCGGUACCACUCACUGGAAAAGCUAUAGGGAGUAUUCACUGACGGCCAUAUCCGUGUGCGCUGCUGCUGAGCGCGUGCUGACGGCGAGUUUCCGCAGUCCUUUUGGAGCGUGCAUUUAGCACCAUCAAGGUUGGCGGUCUUAGAGGGCUAUUAAUGUGAGCUCGUUCUGAGCAUGCGCUCUAAACAUCGCCCUCAAAUAUGGCGCCAGUGAAUACCUCCUAUAAGAAACUGUGUUCCGAACAUCGAGUGUAUAAACCAAGUGUGGCCAAACUGCGGCUCGCGAGCCGCAUGUGACUCUUUGCGGGUCAAAGUGCGGCUCGCGGCUCCCUGAUGAGUGAUCUCCCACUCCCAUUCAGUGUCCCCAAGACGAAAAUAGUUCGAGAAUUGAAAAAAAACUCACAGUGCUGGCAGCCGUGUACUACACCCCGUACAUACAGCUGGACUGCCUUUUGAAAUAUAGAUAUGUUCAUUGACCCUGUUUCUUUUAUUGUUCACGAAGAAAUUUCGAACUUUAUGGGCAAACAGCACCAGGGCCAGUGGCUGGCUAGCGAACCAUGCAUUGAUUCAUGCUUAGCGCUUGAAGAAACGUUCUGCAGCCUGGUGUUAUUUGUUGUAGUCGACAAUUAUACGUGUCCCCUCUGGAAAUGACUGUUCCCUCCAUAUCGUUUCUUGUUAAAAGUAUUCCCCCCCUUUUUUUUUCUUCUCCGGUUUUUUGAACUUUUGUAGUUAUGUCUCCGGCUCUAAGCCCCUGUCACUCUGGCCAUCCUUGGUACAUUCCGACCCACUGUUAUAUUUUUGUGGCGAUCAGUUACGCUACUGCAGUGUUGAGGCCACCUUCUGUGCGUGUGUUUGUUUUGAAGACCAGCGACUUGAAGAAUAUCACACUAUUUAUAAAAUAAGACAUUUCGUUCGCCUGGAAAAGUAGGAUUGUCAAGUUCUGUUUGUGUACAGCUUAGAAGAAGUGAGUGAAUUACGAUUUCGUAGGCGGUAUUCAACCGCCGUACAAAUUCUAAACCACGUGAACAUCGCGUGUCUCAGUAUGUUGUUUUCUGAGACAGCAUGUGUCAAGGCUCUCCUGAAUAGGGGUACUUCUAGUCAUUAUGCGCACUUUUUUGUUGUUGUGGGCACUUGGAAAUAAAAUGCACGAAGUUUUCGUGGAA
Molecule: messenger RNA, 3082 nt
Organism: Ixodes scapularis (black-legged tick)
Lineage: Eukaryota; Metazoa; Arthropoda; Arachnida; Ixodida; Ixodidae
Product: carboxylesterase 5A
Exons: 2
Coding region: 31-1950 (639 amino acids)
Source: RefSeq, a predicted model, not a curated record